AUUACGUCAGUCAACCGCCGUGAAGAUUCUAGUUAGUUUAGCCAACUCAACACUUACCACCCGGCGACUCCCGGACCCAAACCCGGAUAAGAAGUGUGCCAACAAGCACUCGGUCAAGCAAAAUCAAGAGGAGCUUGUCAAGUUCAGAAUCAGCAGAUGCCUUGGAGCAGAAUGUUGCUGGGAUCACUGCUUGUCUUCAGUUUUCUGGUAGCUUCUGUGUCCUCUAAUGAGGAUUACUAUAAGUUACUGAAGGUGUCCAGAGAAGCCACAACCAGAGAGAUACGACAAGCCUUCAAAAGGCUGGCUCUGAUCAUGCACCCGGAUAAAAACCCACAUGAUGAAACUGCCCACGACAAGUUCCUGAAGGUAACCCGAGCAUAUGAAGUUUUGAAGGAUGACGAUCUGAGGAAGAAGUAUGACAAGUAUGGAGAGAAGGGUCUGCAGGACGAGCAGCAGGGAGGAGGACGAUAUGAGAGCUGGAACUACUAUAGAAAUGAAUUUGGUAUCUAUGAUGAUGACCUAGAGAUUGUCACUUUAGAUAGGGGAGACUUCGAUGCAGCAGUGAACUCUGGAGAACUCUGGUUUGUCAACUUCUACUUCCCUCGUUGUCAUCACUGUCACGAGCUGGCUCCCACGUGGAGGGAGUUUGCUAAGGAGAUGGAUGGAGUGAUCAGGAUAGGAGCCGUGAACUGCGGAGACAACAACAGACUGUGUCGAAGCAAAGGCAUCAACAGCUACCCAAGCCUCUACAUUUACAAAGCUGGAAUGAAUCCAGAGAAAUAUUUUGGAGAUAGGGCCAAGGAGAGUUUAACUAAGUUCGGCAUGCAGUUUGUGAAGAGCAGAGUUACAGAGCUGUGGCAAGGCAAUGUCUUCACUGAGAUUGAGGCAGCGUUUUCAUCUGGAGUUGGAUGGCUGAUCACCUUCUGUGCUGACUCUGGAGACUGUCUAGAGUCAAAGACGAGGCAAAAAUUAGCUGGAAUGUUGGAAGGUCUAGUGAAUGUGGGCUGGAUGGACUGCUCUACACAGGCUGAGUUGUGUGACAGCUUUGAGGUGACCACCAGCACCACAGCCUUCUUUCCCCCCGGCAGUUCACUGAAGAACAAGGGCAGCGUGCUGUUCCUGCAGAGUUUGGACACCAGAGAGAUCUAUGGAGAGGUGAUGCAGCAUCUGCCUGACCUGGAGGCUCUUACUAAGGAAACCUUCCAGAGUAAACUGGCCCAUCAUCGGUGGCUGGUCAGUUUUUCUUUCGGACAGAAGACCAUUGCGUCUCAUGAGUAUAAGAAGCUCAAGGCUCUUCUGAAGGCGGCCCACAUACAGGUGGGAAAGGUGGACUGCCUUACUGACUCAGAACUGUGCGUCUCCUUCUACAUUCAAAAGCCCUGCAUCGCUGUCUUCAAAGGCCUUGGGAUUCAUGACUUCGAGAUACACCAUGGGAAGGAUGUGCUGUAUAACAUCAUAGCGUUUGCUAAGGAGAGUGUCAGCGCCCAUGUCACCACUCUGAGACCAGAGAACUUCCCCAGUGAUGGAAAGGAGCCCUGGCUAGUUGACUUCUUUGCUCCUUGGUGUCCACCCUGUCGUGCUCUCCUCCCUGAGCUGAGGAAAGCCUCGAUCCAGCUGUUUGGUCAGAUGAAGUUUGGAACGCUGGACUGCACCGUGCAUGAGAGACUCUGCAGCAUGUAUAAUAUCCAUGCAUACCCGACCACGGUAAUCUUUAACAAGUCCUCCAUCCAUGAGUACGAGGGACAUCACUCUGCUGACGGAAUCCUGGAGUUCAUACAGGACUUGGUCAACCCCACGGUGGUGACCAUGGACCCAGAUAGCUUUGCAGAGCUGGUGAAGAGGAGGAAACACAGCGAGACCUGGAUGGUGGACUUCUAUGCCCCGUGGUGUGGGCCCUGUCAGGCCCUGCUGCCCGAGUGGAGGAGGAUGGCACGGGCGGUGAAUGGUAUGAUAAAGGUGGGGACGGUGGACUGUCAGAAACACCACUCCUUCUGCCAAGGAGAGAGUGUCAGAGCCUACCCUGAAAUACGCCUCUACCCUCAGAAUGCCAACCGACGAGACAUAUACCAGAGUUACAACGGCUGGCACCGAGACGCUCACUCUCUCAAAGUCUGGGCUAUGGGUACUCUCCCAAGAGCGUCAGUGGAUCUGACUCCGGAUGACUUCAGGAACAAGGUAAUAGGAGGGAAGGAUCACUGGGUGGUGGACUUCUAUGCUCCGUGGUGUGGACCAUGCCAGCACUUUGCUCCAGAGUUCGAGGUCCUCGCUGGGAUGGUGAAAGGGAGCGUGAGGGCAGGGAAAGUAGACUGUCAGGCCCACUACCAGACCUGUCAGUCAGCCGGCAUCACAGCCUAUCCCAGCGUUCGAUUCUACCCACACCUGGGCACCAAGAAGCGCGACCAGGGAGGGGAGCACGUCAACAGCCGGGAUGCUAAUAUCAUCGCAGGCAUCCUCCGCCAGAGGCUCCAGCAGCUAUCUCCAUGGUUACAGGGAAAGGCGGACAACUUCAAGGAUGAAUUAUGAGUUCAAGGGGGUCGAUUCCACUGAGAUGCUUUUCCUUAUUGAAAAUGGAAACGUAAAGGACGGUCAAAUGCACACACUUAACAAAGACUCUGAGAAGAGAUUUGUUUCUGCAAGGAGGAUUACUGCCAAGGAAAGAAGAUGUUAUCGAAAGGUUACCCCAGUACUGUCGGACUGUCAAAACAAACAAAAACGUUUCUCUAAACUGAGUCAACGAUAAGGAAAGACUCUGAAUCGCUGUCGUAGGUUUUACUAGUUAUAUAGGGGGAGUGUGUCCAUAUGGUAGGUGUUGACCUGCCUGAUAUCUGAAUGUACUGUCUGAUGUAGGUUGGGGACAAUAUAUUUUAUGCUUAUAUUUGUGAUGAUACAAAAUGGCAGUUUAUCAGUUUAUAAGGGGACUGCCAAUGUGAAUGCCUCGUGUUGAUUCAACUUGAACCAUUUGAGUGUAGCGAACAGUGUUUUAUUCAUUCCGUGAAGUGACCACUGACUGUGUUGGUUGUAUUAUUAUGAUGAUACCAAUAUAUUUGUUUGUCUGCUGAUAGUAGCCUAAGGGUUCAGUAUGCGACCUCUGCAUACAGUAAAACACACACACACAAACAAGCACAGUUUAGAAAAGGAAUCCUGUACACUGAAAACAAUUAACAGAACGUAUGUUGCCAAUUCACUCCACAUCAUUCAUUAAUAUGUUACUGUUUGCCAUCACUGAAAUGUGAAUGGAAAUUGUUUGAUUAGUUGUGGGAUGAUGCAGUCUUGCAAACGUUUACUGUCAUACCAGUAAUGUGGGAAAGCUAGCAUGGUUUUAUAUAUAUAAUGUCUUUGUAAUCUGGUAUUUUCAACUCAAAAUACAAUACUAUCCUUG
Messenger RNA from Coregonus clupeaformis (lake whitefish), 3379 nucleotides. Its product is annotated as dnaJ homolog subfamily C member 10-like. Bases 157 to 2523 code for a protein of 788 amino acids. Lineage: Eukaryota; Metazoa; Chordata; Actinopteri; Salmoniformes; Salmonidae. The record is from RefSeq and is a predicted model, not a curated record. The transcript is spliced from 22 exons.